Messenger RNA from Paramecium sonneborni, 1299 nucleotides. NCBI's taxonomy places the organism in Eukaryota, Ciliophora, Oligohymenophorea, Peniculida, Parameciidae. The record is from the annotation of a GenBank genome assembly.
AUGGAUUAAGCUAUUCUAAUUAAUGCAGAAAAUGAGAAUAAUAAAUAAUUUGAGGAGGAACUAUCUCUAUCAAUCAAAUAAGAAUAACAUGAAAAAUCAAAUUAAAAUUUAUAUUGUAAUUUGUGCAGUUUAUAUCAUCCUAAACUUUUGAAUUACUCUACUCUCGAAAGAGAACUAAACAUUUGCUAAUUUUGUAAUGAUAUAAUUAAUUCAUUUUAAAAAUAAAAUAUGAAUUCGGAAACUUUUAAAAAUUGUAAAUACAGCUAAGAAAUUGAAAUAUAAGUAUUAAAUUAAGGGAAAUUUUAUAAUUUGAAAUAUGGUGAAUGCAAUAUAUGCACAUCUCCUAAUACUAUUUUAAUUAAAAUUAACUAUUGUAAUCAUUAUUAUUGUGAUUAAUGUUUAAGUAUUUACAUAAACUUAAAUAAUAAUAAUUGUAGAAAAUUAUAAUGUCCUUUUUUGAAUUGCACAUAUGAGAUUAAUGAUUAUAUGAUAUUUUAAUAUUUACAGUAUGAUGAUAUUAAAAACUGGAGUAAAUUUUCAUAUAAUUAAUUUUGUUAUUAGAAAAAAUGCAAAGCAAAGUUUAUUUUGUAACCUUAUAAUAAUUUGUAGCAAUUAAAUAUUUUUUAAUAUAAUAAUCUCAAUUAAUGUGGAAUGUGUAAACAAAAAUUUUGUUCAAUUUGUUGGACAAAACAUGAUGGAAAAUGUGAUUUUGAUAAACUCUUUCUAAAAUAUAUCAAAGAAAAAAAGAUUUUAAAAUGCCCUUAUUGUUUUUCAUUUACAGAACCAAACAAUUGUUCUGAAAACAAUGAUCCAUGCAGACAAUAUAAGGUAAAUUGGUAAUAAUGUUAUGUAUGCAAUCAUUUAUUUUGUUUGGAUUGUAAAGGGCCUUUGCAACUGUUUGAAUCAAUCCCAAAUUCAGAAACUUUGACCUGUAUCUCUUGUAAAAAAAAAGAAAAAAAUAUUUUGUUUAUAUUUUCACGUGUUAUUUCUCAAUUAUCAUUUAAAGUGAUAUUAAUUUUACUAUUUUACAUAGCUGUUAUUUUCAUUGUUGCAUUUUUAGCAUGUGGAUUUAUUAUAGUAUUAGGAAUUUAUAUUGCAUUACAUUAGCUAAUAUAAGUAACGAAAUGGGUUUUUAAUCUUGUUAAAAAUCGUGCUAGCCAUUUUAAUAAUGGAAUUUUAAUAGCCUUUUCACCAAUAAUAAUAAUAUUAAUGCUGAUAUCCAUAGUUAUCCUUUAUAUAAUUGGUUUCAUCCCUCUCUUAAUUUAUAACAUUAAACAAUACUUUUAUUUAGAUGAUUGA